Molecule: messenger RNA, 1901 nt
Organism: Mangifera indica (mango)
Lineage: Eukaryota; Viridiplantae; Streptophyta; Magnoliopsida; Sapindales; Anacardiaceae
Product: chromatin assembly factor 1 subunit FAS2
Exons: 12
Coding region: 134-1687 (517 amino acids)
Biological process (GO): nucleosome assembly; DNA replication-dependent chromatin assembly
Cellular component (GO): nucleus; CAF-1 complex
Molecular function (GO): protein binding
Source: RefSeq, a predicted model, not a curated record
UAUUCAGCGCGCCAAGCAUCUCCUUUCAGUGUCGCUCUCUUUACUCUUUCCCUUUUCUCUUCGAACAAACCCUAAUAAUUUCUGUCACUCUCCCAAGAAAAGGAUCGGGAAAAAAGAAUCCACAAACCACAAAAUGAAAGGCGGCACAGUUCAGAUCAACUGGCACGAUACGAAACCAGUGCUAACCCUAGACUUUCAUCCGGAGUCCGGGCUUCUCGCCACCGGCGGCGCCGAUUACGACAUCAAGCUUUGGUUAAUAAAUUCAGGCGAAGAACAGAAGAAAAUCCCGACAGCUACUUAUCAAAGUAGCCUUUCUUACCAUGGUUCAGCUGUAAAUAUUCUUCGCUUCUCUCCUUCUGGAGAACUUUUGGCCUCUGGCGCUGAUGGAGGUGAGCUGAUCAUGUGGAAGUUACAUUUAGUGGAAACUGGUCAAGCAUGGAAAGUCCUCAAGUCUUUAUCAUUUCACCGCAAAGAUGUUCUGGACCUUCAGUGGUCUAAGGAUGGUGCUUUUCUUAUCUCAGGAUCUGUUGAUAAUUCUUGCAUCAUAUGGGAUGCUAACAAAGGUUCUGUCCUUCAGAUAUUGGAUGCACAUUUCCAUUAUGUUCAGGGUGUAGCAUGGGAUCCAUUGUCCAAAUAUGUUGCCUCUCUUAGUUCAGAUAGAACUUGUCGAAUUUAUGCUAAUAAACCUCUAAAAUCUAAAGGUGUUGAGAAGAUGAAUUAUGUUUGUCAGCAUGUCAUUGCCAAGGGAGGACAGCAAUCAGUCGACUGUAAGGCAAAAAGCUAUCUCUUUCAUGAUGAAACAUUGCCGUCAUUUUUCCGAAGAUUAGCCUGGUCACCUGAUGGAUCUUUUUUACUUGUGCCUGCAGGUUUUUACAAAAUGUCACCGACAUCUGAAACAGUAAACACAGCCUAUGUAUUUUCCAGAAAGGAUCUUUCAAGGCCUGCUGUACUGCUACCAGGUGCUAGCAAGCCUGUCGUUGCAGUUCGUUUCUGUCCUGUGGCUUUUAGCCUUAGAGGGUCAAACUCAGGUGGGUUAUUUAAGCUCCCUUACCGCCUUGUCUUUGCCAUAGCAACUUUAAAUUCAUUGUACAUAUAUGACACAGAGAGUGUUGUACCGAUAGCAAUUUUGGCUGGUCUUCACUAUGCAGCCAUAACUGACAUUUCAUGGUCGCCUAAUUCUCAAUAUUUAGCUGUGUCUUCUCAAGAUGGUUACUGUACUCUUGUAGAAUUCGAAAAUGAUGAACUGGGAUUGCCCAUCUCCUUAUCAGGAAAUAAGGUCACGGGCAAUGAAAACAACAGCCCUGACAUUCAGAAAUCCAAGGACAUGAUAAUUGACCUGGCUAGAAAUGAUGAUCUAGUUGUAGUAGAUAGCAGAGGAAUGGAAGCAGAUAAAAAAGCAGGCAGCAGGACAACAGAAAUAGAACAGAAACAAGGCGAGCCAAGUACAGUAGUUCGUAGCAUUCCAAAUGAAACGCAUAGAGAGAAAACAGAAACAACAGAAGGGAAAACAAUCACUGCCGCAAACGAUGGUUUUGUCUCAGCAGAUAGCACGCCAAUGGAAACAGACAAGAAAGCAGAGGCAGAAAGCAAAGAAGGGAAACUGGCAUGCCCUACCUCUACUAAAACCCCUGUUCAAAAUAAGGCUGCAGCGAAGAGGCGCAUUACUCCAAUGGCAAUUGAUCCAUGACAAUGGCCAUCCCAUGUUAACCCCUGUAAAGUUUUGGUUUAGUCAACAAGUUGAUUUUUCAAUUCUUUUUCCGUCUAAUGCAGAAGCAUAAUGUGAGAUCAAGGGAUUUAAUCCGUCUGUACCUGUUUAAUGUUAGAAACAUUGACCUUAUAGAUGAGGAAAGGAAUUUACAUAUUUAUUAAGUGAUGAAAAAAAGCGAGAAAUUACGCAAUAA